Molecule: messenger RNA, 3014 nt
Organism: Microplitis demolitor
Lineage: Eukaryota; Metazoa; Arthropoda; Insecta; Hymenoptera; Braconidae
Gene: net
Exons: 2
Coding region: 149-1345 (398 amino acids)
Molecular function (GO): protein dimerization activity; DNA-binding transcription factor activity
Source: RefSeq, a predicted model, not a curated record
ACGUCUCGAAGUGAAGAAGCGCUGGCACAAGAUAUUUUUUGCCCGUGCGGAAAUUUUAUCUCGUGCGUAAAAAAAAAAAACAAUUUUGGAUUCAGUGAAGUGAAAAAUUUUUUUUACUACUGUGUGAUAAAAAAUAGUUUAUAGAAACAUGAAUAGUGAUACUUGUGAACUAACAUAUAUUAAAGACGCCAUGUCCGGAUCCGAGAAGGACGCCGGGUUCUGUAGUGGAGAGGACGAGAACCUGCACUCACCUAGCGGCUCUGAGGACAGUGUGGAGGUCCAAAUUUCCCCUAUUUCUCUGCGGAACAAGCGGAAACUCGCCGAGCCUAAGAAGAACUGCAAGUCUGACGCACCGAAUCGUCCGUUGAAGAAGCGUCGGUUCAUCGAGCGCUCUACUGGCUCCCCCUUCCGACCUUGGAGCUCCCCUCAUCCUGACAAGGCUGCCGAGGACAUGCAAGAAGAGCGCUGGCAUCUCGAAGAAGAGCGUCGACGCAGCGAAGAAUCCCAGCGACUCUACGAGGAACGAAUCCAUGCUCAAGUCCUCGCUAGGCUUCAGUCAGUCCCUAGCGCUCCCUUCCCUUCUACCCGGGCCCAAAAUUCUGGGCCAGUGAGUCCCAUCCCCACCACACGGUCCCACUCCUCUCCCGUGAGUUCCAUCCCUACUCAGGCCCCAGUCUCUGGCCCACUGAGUCCUCUCCCCACUAGUCUCACCUCCCACUCUACUCGAUUAAGUCCCACUCCCACAACUAGACUCCCCCACUCCUUGGCAAGGACCAAGCAACGCUAUGAAGACUUCCCCCACCAAGAAGAGCCACUAGCUCUAGUUCUCCGUGGAGAUGCACGUGUUCCAGCUCACCCAGGAGUCACAGAGGUUCCUUAUGAGGACAAACGUUCGCUCAAUAGCCAAAAUUACGACAGAAUAACUAGUAAUAAAUUAAUCCCUAGCAGUCGGAUGUCUUGCACAAGUCAGGCGAUGUCUUCCACGAGCAACGGAAUGUCCGAGCAAUCGAACCCUCCAGGACAGAGGAACUACAAAAAUAUGACGAGAGAGCGCAGGAUUGAAGCCAACGCACGGGAACGCACGCGGGUUCAUACCAUCAGCGCGGCUUUUAAUACUCUGAGGAAGUCCAUACCUGCGUAUUCACACAACCAGAAAUUGUCAAAGCUCUCGGUGUUGAGGAUCGCCUGCAGUUACAUUAUGACUCUCAGCAAAAUUGUUGGAGAGGGGGAAGAAGAGUUGGAGGGGAGAGACAAGAAUAGGGGCAUGGAACUAGGGGAAUGUGUGGAUCUAGUUUCGAGAACGAUACAGACUGAGGGGAAGUUGAGGAAGAAAAAAGAAGAUUAGAAAAGUCGAGGGAGACGAGAAGUAGGAACUGGUGUCUCAUUGUGGUGUCUAGUGAUUUUUUUUUAAGUAGGAUCUUUUAAUUUUAUAAAUCUGAUGAAUGAAACUAUUUUAAAAGUCUAGUGACUUUUAGAGAGUGAUUUUGAGGACUAUUGUUGUUUAUCACUGGAAUUUCUCUAGAAGUUUGAUAAAACUAGGGAAUUUCUUGGGAUUUUUGUGGAAAAUUCUAAAUGUAUAAUUAUAAUUAAAAUUAUCUCUAGAGAAUUCGCCGGGAAAAUUUUAUAGUAACUUUUUUGUCACUGAAAUUUUUAUGAGUUGAAGAAAUGAGGAAAAUUACCAGGGAAUUUUUCAUUGAUCUCGAAAAGUUCAGAAAAGACUCUAGUGACUUUUGUCGUAUUUGGAAAAACGUAUGGGGAUUUUUCAGCUUCUAGGGAAUUUUAGAAAAUUAGUUUAGAAAAAUCAGGAAAAAUUACUAGGAAAUUCCCUAGAUCAAAUAAAUCUGGUGAUUUAGAACAGUAAUUUUUCUGGAAUUUCCGAAUUAUUUCUGCAAGAAAUUUCCACUAAAAAGUUAUCAACUAGAGUGAAAAAAUUUACCAUGAGAAUUUCCUAGAUCUUGUUCAUGCAGUAUUUUUUUUGCAACUUCAUUAAAAAAAUUCCAUUAAUUGUUUUAGACUCAAAAGUUACUGGAAAAUCCCCUAGAUUCUCACCUAGUAAUUUUUUAGGGAUUGUUCGAUUAAUACUCAACUUGAAAUUUAAAUUCAUCUCUAAAACCCCACAAUCUAUAGAAGUCUAGUAACUUUUCACAAAUCCAUCUAGGGAUUUUUCUAGAGAUUUCUCGAAAAUUUAUUGCAGGCAAAAGUUAUAGAAUACUAGAAAAUCCCUAGACGAAUAAAAUAUACUAGUGAAUUUUCAGAAUUUUUUAUGGGGAAUUUGAAAAAAAGCUAUAGACUUAAAAUGCUGAGAAAUUUAUUAAAACCGAAAAAUUUCCUAUAUUGUCACUUAGUAACUUUUCUCAGCGAUUUUGUUCAAGUACUACUCAACUUAAAUUUCAAAUUCUAUUGAAAAAUUCCCUAGCCUAUGAAAAUAUAGUAACUUUGCAUAGACUUAUACAUGGGAAUUAUUCUAGGGAAUUUUCGAAAAGUUAUUCUUGGCACAAGUUCAAUGCAUACUAUGAAAAUCCCUAGAUUAAUAUCUUCUAGUAACUUUUAAAGAUUUUUUGCAAAAAUUUUUCAAAGAAAAACUCGAGACUAAAAACAUUGAGAAACUUUGGAACCGAAAAAUUCCCUAUAUUUUCUGGAAACUUUUCCUAGUAAAUUUUUUCUAAGAAUUUAAAUUUCCGUGCCAUUUAAUCAGUGAUUUUUCUAAAAAAAAGCUCACUAGAAAUUUUUUUUUUUGUGGCCAAUUAUUUGAUCUGCGAUUUUUGAUUAUAAUUAUAUAUCGUAAUUAUUAUUAGUAAAUAUAUGUAAAAGAAUAAUUAUGAAUAAAUGCUUCCAGUUACAUAUUUUACAGACUGAAACGCCAAGUACAAAAAAAAAUUUUUUUUUGUAACCUAGUAAUUUUUUUUUUUUAUUAAUUAACUAUUCAAUGCAUUGUAAAUAUCCCAUUACUAUUAUUAUUACUAUUAUUAAUAUUAUUACUAUUAUUAUUAUUUUGCUAAAAAAAUGUGAUCGUC